CCAGAUCCUACAAAAUGGAUAAAAGGAAAUUUCAGCUUGAUGUGGACUGCCCACCAGAUAAAGACAUGGAUGGUAACUCAUUUUAUCCGGGAUAUGGGGUUGAAAACUCAAUGACGGCGAGGCUAGCCUCACUCGAUCAUUUGUCUCUGGAGAUCUUGGUGAAGAUCAUGUCUUCCUUGACACUUAGAGAAAUACUGCUGCUUGAGACGACUUCUAAGAAACUUUCAAUCGCCGCAACAAUCCACUUGAGAACAAGAAAAUCGGUCGACUUUACGGAGGGAAAGUGGUACGGAGAAAUGUCCCCACUCAUUACAGAUGGUAUAUUUUCACGACUGCUUCAACGAUGCCCAGAGGUAACUAGCGUGUUCGGAAUACAUCCUCGGUCAAUAACUAAACGACAACGAAGGCAUGCAGAUACUUUAAGUGUCGAUGGUAUCACUGCUGCUCUAACUUUCUGUAAUAAACUUAAAUCCAUCAGCACUUCCAAUAUCCAAGUGUUGGAUGCCAUGUUGGCUAUCAAUCCAAAUUUGGAAAUUGCCGGGGGCUUCCGGAACCGGGGGGGAGACUUUCCGAUUUCUCCGCAAAGUCGAUUAUCAAUUCCUAGUAGAGUCAAGUUAUCUCAGCUGAUUCUAACAGGGGUAACAGUACCGUCCUUACCUCUGAUAGAAAGUUUAAGCUUUCUUCAGCUGCGCUGGGUGAAGUUUACAGAUCCUGAGCCGUUCAGAGAUUUUUCCUGCCCUAAGCUGGAGCAUUUCAUCAUGAAAAACUGCAUGGGUGAUGUUAAAACUGGAUCAUUUAGUCCACUAGCUUGUAUUCCACUUUUCCAUGCACUUGGAAAAGCGGCCCAACUGGAACGUCUUGAAUUGGUGCGAGUCCCUUUUCCAGGAGGUGUGUUUCGCCAUGUGGUUGAGGACAACUGGCGACUAGGCAGUUUUCGAUAUCUAACACGAGUGUCUCUUGCAUCGUGUUAUGAUGCUCUUGAAGUAGAUCUGGGGUACUUGGUGCUAGUGUCUGCCUUUCGAUUAGAAGAAUUACUUGUUCAGCCUUCUUUGACGAAGGAUGCAGUGUUCUCGGCAUUGCUAAUGGCUCAUGCUGAAUAUCCAAGAUUUGAAUGUCUUCAUCUUGGAUAUGCUGAUGACUUUCCUGAAAAGGGGCAAUAUACAGAGGAGGAGCUGCUAGAGCAUGGCUUAAUAGUAGAAAGGGAGCAGACACCCGCAUUGUCUGAUAGAGGAAUGAAACUAGCUUUGCAAGUUUUUCCUCAGGUACGCUAUUUAUCAGUGUACAAUUGCCCCAAUCUGCGGAAUGCAGCACUCUGGUUUACUCCGAACUUAACAUGUAUGGCACUCUGUGAUUUGACUCUACACAAAUGCAAGAGUUUGUCUUUGGAACAUUUCUCCCAUUUUUUUCGUCAGCUGCCAGCCAUUGAAUACCUCCAAAUUGAACAUAUGUUCAAGACAGGAUCAUCCAUGGACCUCAGUGAAACUGAAGAUGUUUCUAAUAAGGAAGGCAAACUUGUUUUGUCAUCGCAAGUCAUAAAAAGUGUUUCCUUGCGGAAAUGUGGAGUCAUCAAGUUGUCAAUCAUCAAUUGCCCAAGACUCUGUUCUUUUUCAUGCAACUCUUGCAAAAAGCUGUCCCAAGUUGAGUUCCAGAACUGUCUUUUGAAUCGUGCAAACUUCUCAUGGUGCCCAGCCUUGCACAUGAAGAGCUUAUUAGAUGAGUUAUACAAUUUACCUGUGAAUACUAGUCGAAUCAUUUCUCUACAACCGACAGAAUCAUUUGAUCCAGUUGAACUUGAGCGGCAGUUGUUCUCAUCAACACUUGACUACCAUUUUUGUGUCAUCCAUGAUCAGGGAAAUCCUGUGGGCAUAGUGACAAAGGUUUCUAUUUACAGCUGGGUUGAUACCAUUACCGCUAUCAACAAUGAGCUAAUUGACAAUCUUGGAUUCAAACCUGUAGACAGCACAUUAGAAAGAUUUCCUCACUUUCCCUGGAAUAGAGACAUCUAUCGAAUCCAAAGAGAACUUUCUAGUGGGCCUGUUGAGAUCAUGACAGAUGUCCCAUGGCUUCGAAAACUCUCUUCCUCCAAGGACAGCUGUUUGCCACAGUACUUAAGUCAUGCAAGUCAUAGGCAACUGCCAAGGUUGCGGAAUAACCUUCCUAUGAGUGUGUGCCUUGAUGUUUUGAAAGAAGAAAUUUCUGAGAGUUUUUCAGUGGAGCAAAGACUGCAUAGGCAUAUUUUGGUGCUUUAUUUGAACACCGUUGAUGUGAAAUAUGUCUACAACCUUGCUGGCCAUUCACAGCUGUAGUCUAGUGGUUGAAUAUUGCAGUCAAAAUACUUACAGGGUAGCAUGUUCUGUUUAUAUUUAAGAAUGACUGUCAUUACUCCUGAAUUGAUUCUAUUUUUCAUUCCAAACUUCCAAAUUUUAAAAAAUGCUUGUUUGGGGAUUUGUUUGGGACAACUGCAGAAAGUUAUUAAACCAGAUCAAAAUAAUGAUGAUUAUACAGUAGUUAUGUAAACAUGUAGUUGUAAGACCAGUUGAUGAGCGUUCAUGUUUGUGUUUGACCACCAACUUUCAUGCUCUCCCAUUGACUCUUGCACACUUUCACUGACUUUGAAAUCUGUUUAUGUGUGCAGUUUCUUGAGAGUCGGCAAGUGUUUGUUUGUUUCACAGGCAGUUGAUGCCAAUGCUCAUGUUCUUGGCUCUUUUGACAAUGGAGUGGUGAUGAUGGAGGGAAAAAUAUUUCCUUCUUGUGUUUGUUUGCUCAGUUGUAAACUAUUUUCUGGUUUCAUUAUGCCUUAAACAGUUCAAUGUUUUUGUGUUUAACUAAUGCAAGGACAUAUUGCACAAAGAGUUGUAUUAUGCAAACUCCUUUCUACUCUUCCUAGUGAUGCUAUUGCAUACAAGUUUGACAAAUAAGGUAUAUACCAUAGAACUAGGUAUUGUGCCCCAAAGGUAGUAAUUUGGAUUAUUUUGGUUAAUUAUUAAGGUUGCCCUUUUUGUGAAAAAAUACUGUUAAACCAAGGAACCUGCCCUUCAAAUUUUCAAGGGAAGAGAGAUAUCCAGAACUUGUGGCCACGUGUAUGUGAAUCUCAGCAAUUUUCUGUGGUCACAUUAUAGUCAGCUGACAUUAUUGUUCUUACUUUUCGUUGGGUUUGAUUAUGUUUCACGUAGUUGUACAUGAAAUAGAGUUCCUGCGCCUCAGUAAAAAUAAACUCUGUGACUGUUUAAUAACAGUCUAAAAUGUUCAACGUACAGGCUUUGAAAUAGACUGUGUGCAUAGUCACGCUAUAAAAAAAUAAAAUCAAAAACCAUUCACUGGAUAAAGUCAAGAAAUUAUAUGUGAUAUUAUAGACAAUAAAUA
This is a messenger RNA of Orbicella faveolata, 3363 nucleotides long. Its product is annotated as F-box only protein 38-like. Gene Ontology annotation, cellular component: cytoplasm; nucleus. Lineage: Eukaryota; Metazoa; Cnidaria; Anthozoa; Scleractinia; Merulinidae. The record is from RefSeq and is a predicted model, not a curated record. Gene Ontology annotation, biological process: protein K48-linked ubiquitination; SCF-dependent proteasomal ubiquitin-dependent protein catabolic process.